AACAUAACCAAUAAAUUUUGACGUUAAACAUUUUGUGUUCCCUUUAAUCUUUAAUCCCUUUUUAUAAUUAAAUUAUAUUUGUUUUGUCCUUCACAUCCUAUCGUCUCAAGGAAGAUCGUAACAAUAUCAAUUAAAUAGUGAUUGUUUUACAAUUCUAGUGAAGGAAUGUCCGAAGAAUCAAUCAAAAAAGCCGAAGAUAUUUUGAAGGGAUUUCAAGUUAAUUGGAUUUGCCUGAGAGACGCAGACGGUGGAAAGAUAUUCUGGCAAGGAAACGAGGACAUAUCAUACCCUGACAUUGAACAUGAAGCCCACGUACCUAAGACAAUCCUGCAAUGUCGUGCAGUUUCUAGAGAGUUUAGUUUUAGUUCCAAAGAGCAGAUUGAGAAGUUCAGAUUGGAACAGAAAGUACUUUUUAAGGGACGUUGUCUUGAGGAGUGGUACUUCGAAUUCGGUUUUGUUAUGGCAGAAUCAACAAAUACAUGGCAAUCGAUCAUGGAGGCGGCGCCGGAGAGCCAAAUGAUGCCAGCUUCAGUCUUGAACGGAAACUUGGUUAUCGAAACUAAGUUCUAUGAUGAUGAUCUACUUAUUUCCACCUCCAAAGUUAGAUUAUUCUAUGUCUGAAUUCACAGUGAUAUUCAAUAAAGCCUAAAAAUCGCAGAUUUUUCGAAAUGAAAGAGCAGAAGAAAUGUUUCCUUUCAUGAAUAUUCAAAAUUAGCCGGCAAAUUCAAAGGGUGCCUUACUUAUUUUGACACGUUUCGUUCAGUAACUAGAUGAUCACAAUUAGUGAUGUAGUGACUUCAAUUAUAUGAUCUGUGAUUGACGUCUUAAACAAAUUGAUGCAGGAAAUAUUUUUUCUGUCUUCUGAAACAUGUGAUAUAGAUAUAGAUCAUGCAUUUAUAUAUUCACCUAUUUUGUAAGCAUUUAAAUGUAGGUAUUUUCAAAUUUGAGAUAUGUGCAAACUGUUUUUUGUAAUUUCAAAUAAUGAUAUGUUUCUUCGAUGAUGCCUUAAUCAGUUUGACUAAAUUUUUACACCAAAAUUCACAAGGAAUUGAGUAGGUUUUCACAUGUGAACAGAUGAUCCUUGGUUUUUAAAUAAUAGUAUUUGAAAUUAUUGUAUAGAAGUUUGCACUAAGGCUGUUGCUCACUUCGUAUAGCAUUCAUUUGUAAAUAGUUUUAUAUGUUAUGUAAAUAAAUACACUAAAAAAUGUAA
This is a messenger RNA of Coccinella septempunctata (seven-spotted ladybird), 1210 nucleotides long. RefSeq names its product retinal rod rhodopsin-sensitive cGMP 3',5'-cyclic phosphodiesterase subunit delta. The record is from RefSeq and is a predicted model, not a curated record. Gene Ontology annotation, biological process: sensory perception of light stimulus. Lineage: Eukaryota; Metazoa; Arthropoda; Insecta; Coleoptera; Coccinellidae. Gene Ontology annotation, cellular component: cytoplasm. The transcript has 3 exons. Bases 166 to 621 code for a protein of 151 amino acids.